Messenger RNA from Arabis nemorensis, 1326 nucleotides. The record is from the annotation of a GenBank genome assembly. NCBI's taxonomy places the organism in Eukaryota, Viridiplantae, Streptophyta, Magnoliopsida, Brassicales, Brassicaceae.
AUGGCCAUGGCAGAGCUUUCAACUCCCAAAACGACGUCGUCUUUUCUCAACUCUUCGUCUCGGUUUAGCCUCUCCUCAAAAUUGCAUCUCUCAAACAACUUUCGUCAUCUUCUUCUUCCACCUCUCCCCACAACUCCAAACUCCAAAAUCUCUUGCUCAGUUUCUCAGAACCAAGCCCCUGUUGCGGUUCAAGAUAAUGGAUUGGCGAAGACGAAGAAAGAGUGUUAUGGAGUGUUCUGCCUCACUUAUGAUCUCAAAGCUGAAGAAGAGACAAAAUCAUGGAAGAAGAUGAUCAAUAUUGCAGUUUCAGGUGCUGCAGGGAUGAUUUCUAAUCACCUUCUCUUCAAACUUGCUUCAGGUUCAGUGUUUGGUCCAGACCAACCCAUUGCUUUGAAACUGUUAGGAUCAGAGAGAUCAAUCCAAGCUCUUGAAGGUGUUGCAAUGGAACUGGAGGAUUCCUUGUUCCCGUUGUUGAGAGAAGUUGAUAUAGGAACAGAUCCAUAUGAAGUGUUCCAAGAUGUUGAAUGGGCUCUUCUGAUUGGUGCAAAACCUCGAGGCCCUGGAAUGGAACGUGCUGCUUUGUUGGACAUCAAUGGCCAAAUAUUUGCUGAGCAAGGCAAAGCUCUUAACGCAGUUGCCUCUCCUAAUGUCAAGGUCCUUGUAGUUGGAAAUCCUUGCAACACCAACGCCUUGAUUUGUCUUAAGAAUGCUCCCAACAUUCCUGCAAAGAAUUUCCAUGCCCUCACAAGGUUGGACGAGAAUCGGGCCAAAUGCCAGCUUGCCCUUAAAGCCGGUGUCUUCUACGACAAAGUGUCUAAUAUGACCAUAUGGGGAAAUCACUCCACAACUCAGGUGCCAGACUUCUUAAAUGCCAGAAUUAAUGGCCUGCCGGUGAAGGAGGUUAUUACAGAUCACAAAUGGUUAGAAGAGGGAUUCACUGAGAGUGUGCAGAAGAGAGGAGGCUUAUUAAUUCAGAAAUGGGGUCGAUCAUCUGCGGCUUCUACCGCUGUUUCCAUUGUUGAUGCUAUAAAGUCUCUUGUAACUCCUACUCCUGAGGGUGAUUGGUUUUCCACUGGGGUGUACACAAAUGGAAAUCCUUAUGGUAUCGCAGAGGACCUUGUCUUCAGCAUGCCAUGCCGGUCAAAGGGAGAUGGAGAUUAUGAACUUGUCAAGGAUGUAGAAUUUGAUGACUACCUUCGCAAACGAAUCGCCAAGUCGGAAGCGGAACUGUUGGCUGAGAAGAAAUGUGUUGCACACCUCACUGGAGAGGGCAUCGCCUUCUGUGAUCUUGGUCCGGUAGAUACUAUGCUUCCUGGGGAAGUUUGA